AUGGCCAUGGACGAGGAAAUGACCAUGGACAAUAAUGUAUUUCUUAUCGGGGAGGAAGUGGCCAAAUACAAUGGCGCCUACAAGGUUUCUCGUGGUCUUCAUGAGAAAUAUGGAGAUUCUCGCGUCGUUGACACGCCCAUCACUGAGGCUGGCUUUACAGGCCUUGCCGUCGGUGCUGCGCUGUCAGGGCUCAAGCCAAUUUGCGAGUUUAUGACAUUCAACUUUUCCAUGCAGGCCAUAGACCAUGUUGUAAAUUCUGCUGCCAAGAUCCUGUACAUGUCCGGAGGCCUUAUUGGCUGUCCAAUCGUUUUCAGAGGACCUAAUGGUGCUGCUGCAGGCGUCGGUAUGUUUUUUCUGCCCCAAUUUGUAGCUGCCCAGCAUUCGCAAUGCUUUGCUGCGUGGUAUGGGUCCGUUCCUGGCCUCAAAGUUCUGUCGCCAUAUUCUGCAGAAGAUGCAAAGGGCCUUUUAAAGGUAACCCUGCCCGCCUUAUCAUUUAAGGCUGCAAUCAGGGAUCCAAAUCCAGUUGUGUUUCUGGAGAACGAGCUGAUGUAUGGCCGAUCAUUCCCAUUGACUGAAAAUCUAAAAGAUUCCAAUUUUGUGCUUCCAAUAGGGAAGGCCCAUGUUGAGCGCGAGGGCGUUGAUAUAACGAUCGUGUCCCACUCCAUGUUGGUGGGCGUGGCUCUCGAGGCCGCACAGAAACUAGAGUUGGAGUACGGCGUGUCUUCAGAGGUUAUCAAUUUAAGAAGCAUUCGCCCUUUGGACAUAGAUACAAUCCUCACGUCUCUGGCCAAAACAAACAAUUUAGUGAUCGUCGAGGGAGGCUGGCCAAUGUUUGGCAUUGGCUCUGAAAUUUCAGCCCAAGUCACCGAAGGGCCUGGAUUCGACUUUUUAGAUGGGCCAAUUAUUAGGGUAACCGGGGCAGACAUCCCCAUGCCCUACAAUCAGGUUUUGGAGCAGAACUCGCUCCCCUCGUUGGAAACGAUUGUCCGUGCAGCUAGAAAGGCCCUUCAACUUUAA
This is a messenger RNA of Mitosporidium daphniae, 1017 nucleotides long. RefSeq lists its product as uncharacterized. Gene Ontology annotation, biological process: pyruvate decarboxylation to acetyl-CoA. The record is from RefSeq and is a predicted model, not a curated record. The transcript is spliced from 3 exons. Bases 1 to 1017 code for a protein of 338 amino acids. Gene Ontology annotation, molecular function: pyruvate dehydrogenase (acetyl-transferring) activity. Lineage: Eukaryota; Fungi; Microsporidia.